AUGAUCGUGGUACAAAACCCAGUCUCUAUCCCGUCCGCCAAAGUGGAUAUCUCACUGCUGCUGAAGCCGCAAGAUGAGGAAGGCCCGGCGGCGCCGAGAGCUUCGGCGACAUCGUCCAGGACGAUCUUAACACCGGUGGCGCCAUCAGCAGCUGUUGCGACAGGAACAAGCACCGCUUCCACAUUUGCGACUUCAGCACGUCCUGCCAGUGCCGGUGUUCCUUCGUCGGUGCCAGCAAAGCGCCUUCAGUCUGCGCACCCUGCGGAAUCACCUGCGAAAAAGCAGUCGAAGUGGUCUCCUGAAGAAGAUGCCUUGAUCAUUGAGCUGCGCGGUAGCGGAAUGAAAUGGGAGGAUAUCAGCAAGAGAUUGCCCGGUCGAAGCGCGAUCAGUUGUCGCCUCCAUUACCAGAACUAUCUUGAGCGCCGGAGCGAGUGGGACGAGGACAGGAAGAACAAGCUAGCCAGGCUAUACGAAAGGUUCAAAGCGGAGAUGUGGGCCAAAGUCGCUGAAGAAAUGGCCAUUCCAUGGAGAGCGGCAGAAGCAAUGCACUGGCAGUUAGGGGAACAAGAAAUGGCUCGCAGAGCCGGUGUUGUACCGUUUUCGCUAUCCAAUACUUCCAUUGAUCCUCCGACCACGAAACAUCGCCGGGGCAAUACCGUCAUGCCGCGACUGAGGAGUGGAUCUGCACCACGACCACCUCCUCCCCAGCUCCCUUCGGUUGAAGAGCUCACGGCUGGCGUCCCAGCAUAUGCACCGCUUCCACUACCUCCGAGAAACCCUUACCAAAUCCGAGGAUCGCCUCCAGAAUUUCGCACCAGCCUUUAUGGCCCUCAAGUGGGAGGUGGCUCAGGACCUCCGCCCCGUACGCAUCCAUAA
Messenger RNA from Paecilomyces variotii, 876 nucleotides. RefSeq names its product MYB DNA-binding domain protein. The coding region runs from base 1 to 876 and encodes 291 amino acids. NCBI's taxonomy places the organism in Eukaryota, Fungi, Ascomycota, Eurotiomycetes, Eurotiales, Thermoascaceae. The record is from RefSeq and is a predicted model, not a curated record. Gene Ontology annotation, molecular function: DNA-binding transcription factor activity, RNA polymerase II-specific; RNA polymerase II cis-regulatory region sequence-specific DNA binding. The transcript is spliced from 2 exons. Gene Ontology annotation, biological process: regulation of DNA-templated transcription. Gene Ontology annotation, cellular component: nucleus.